This is a messenger RNA of Episyrphus balteatus (marmalade hoverfly), 2336 nucleotides long. Its product is annotated as phenoloxidase 2-like. The record is from RefSeq and is a predicted model, not a curated record. NCBI's taxonomy places the organism in Eukaryota, Metazoa, Arthropoda, Insecta, Diptera, Syrphidae. Gene Ontology annotation, molecular function: oxidoreductase activity. Bases 92 to 2170 code for a protein of 692 amino acids. The transcript has 8 exons.
AUCAACUAUCAAUUAACUGUGCCAUAUUGUUCAGCAAACUUGGACUUGAAAUCUCUCAUUUUUAAAGGACAAAAAACUUUAAUUUCUAAACAUGGAAAAUAAUGAACUAAAGGCAUUGGAAUUGCUUUUCCAGCGACCAUUAGAACCAGUCUUCACUUCUCGAGACAAUGGCAAAGCUGCAUUUGAUGUCCCAGAUACUUUCUACACUGAUAGAUUUAGUGGAGUUGAAGUUGAGCUUCAGAGUCGAUUUGGUGAUGAUGUUGAUGUUAGGAUCCCCAUUCGUGACAUUGCUAAGCCAAAUUUAGACUUUGCCAAGCAAAUCGGAUUAAAGGAGAAUUUCUAUAUUUUCAUUGAUAAACAUAAGCGAAUUGCUGGACAAUUGAUAAAGUUAUUCUUGGAUGCCAAGGAUCGUUCAACUUUUAUUUCUUUGGCAGUCUAUGUUAAGGACCGAGUCAACCCAAUGUUGUUCCAAUAUUGCUACUCCAUUGCAGUGGCACAUCGCAAGGACACUUCAAUGGUCCCAAUUCCACCAGUUGCUGAAAUUUUCCCAGCCAACUUUAUUGAACCAUCGCUUUUCAAAGAUGCCCGAACGGAAGGAUCAUUGAUUAAAAAUUCUGGUGAUAGGAUGACUAUUGACAUGUCUCAAAACUUUACUGCCUCUGAUCGCGAAGAAGAACAACGAUUGGCCUACUUCCGUGAAGAUAUCGGCGUAAAUAUGCAUCAUUGGCAUUGGCAUUUAGUAUAUCCUGGCGAAGGACCUGACGAAGUUGUUCGUAAAGAUCGUCGUGGUGAACUUUUCUACUACAUGCAUCAUCAAAUCAUUGCCCGAUACAAUGUUGAUCGCUUCUGUAAUGGACUUUCCCGAGCAAGGUUAUUAAAUAACUUACGUGAAGCCAUCCCAGAAGGCUACUUCCCAAAAAUUUUAAGCAGUUUGAACAACCGAACUUUCCCAGCUCGUAUUGCUGGACAGUCUCUAAGGAAUGUUGAACGUGUCGACAAUACUAUUGAAAUCACUGAAGUGGAACGUUGGGCUGAUAGAAUUCAUCAAGCUAUCGAUCAGGGAUAUGUUGUUGACCGUAAUAACAAACAAAUUCCAUUGGACGAAGUUAGGGGAAUUGAUAUCUUAGGCGACUUGAUUGAAGCUUCUGCACUAACAGUUAAUAGGCAAUUAUAUGGCAAUCUUCACAAUAUGGGACAUAACUUGAUAUCUUUAGCUCAUGAUCCCGAUGCAAGGUUCAGGGAAGAUAUCAGUGUGAUGGGUGAUGUAACAACAGCUAUGAGAGAUCCAAUCUUCUAUCGCUGGCAUUCGUUUAUUGAUCAAAUUUUCACCAAGUUCAAGGAUCUUCUUCCAGCUUAUGACAAUAAUCAGCUUGGUUUCAAUGGAGUUAGUGUAGAUUCCAUUGCUGUACAAAUCAGAGCCAAGGGAACUACUCCAAAUACUUUAGCUACUUAUUGGCAAAAUUCUGAUAUUGAUAUCGGUGCUGGAUUAGAUUUUGGACCAAAUGGUGCCAUCUAUGCAAGAUACACCCAUUUGCAAUAUGCUCCAUUUUCAUAUGACAUUCGAGUGACCAAUUCAGGAGGUAAUCGAAAGGGAACAUGCCGAAUUUUCAUUUGUCCGAAAGCAGAUGAACGUGGUGCUCCGUUAAGGAUGAAUGAAAUCAAAAAUAUGGCAAUUGAGUUGGACAAAUUUACAGUUACUUUAAAUCCUGGUGAAAAUACUAUUAGACGUCGAUCAAGUGAAUCUUCUGUUACCAUUCCAUUUGAACGUUCAUUCCGUCGUACGAUUCCAUCAGAUCAGCAAACAGCUGAGAAUCAAGCUGCUUUAUCUGAAUUCCGUUUCUGUGGUUGUGGAUGGCCAGAUCAUAUGCUUUUGCCAAAAGGAACUCCAUCAGGAAUGGAAUUUGAUUUGUAUUGUAUGAUUUCGGAUUAUACGGGUGAUGAAGUUAUACAAACGAAUGAUGGACCAAGUAUUUGUGGAGAUGCAGAAUCAUUUUGUGGACUUAAAGACAAAUUAUAUCCAGACAAACGUUCAAUGGGUUUUCCAUUUGAUAGACCAAUUAGUUCUGGAAAUCUUGGCGAAUUUACAAAUCAAUAUCCUAAUAUGGCAAUUACACCUAUUAAGAUUGUGUUUUCUAACAAGCAUAUUAACAGACAAAAGAAUAGAGAUUAGAUAAACUUUGGAACUGGAUAAGACAUGAGAAGAUAAUACUAUUUCAGCACGUACUCAAUAAUUUUAGCCCAAUAUCAUAGCUUUAAAAGUUUUCAAUUGUAUUACUAUACUUUAUUAUUAUAUAACCCACCUAAUAUACUCAAUAAAAAAAAAAAACAAUUAUUUG